CAUAUUGACUUCCAUCUUGCUGCGUGAGUUGACCAGUUAUCGCUUUGCAAUCGCACACUAACUAGUAAUUUGUUGUAUAGUGGCCUCGCAGUUGUCAUGGCUGAAGACGUGCCUGAUGUCAAGUCCAACAAUCCAGUUCCGUGUACGUUUUGCUUCCUGCAUCCAAAAACCUACGCCAAUUACUGAACUCAUAUUCACAGUGGAGUGGGACGCACUCUGUCCUAUUUAUGAUAAUCUCAAGCCCGACCAGCUUUGAGUAUGAUUCUUCUUUCAAUUUUCUGCUACUGUAUCAGUCUGUACUCAGAUAUCACCACCACUUACUUAAUUAUAGCUCACAACCAUUCAGAAACACGUCAGUACUUAUAUCAACGACCUUCGAAACGUUCUAUGGACUAUAUGGACUUCUACUGCACUUUAUCCUUUAGUAAUUAUACGAUUAUCAUAAUUGAAUAUCCAUCUGUUUUCUUCCUAUUUCCCUUUUUGGCCGAUAUUUUUAGCUUUGACCUCUGAGCGCUAAAAUUGUUCCGCAUCAGCUGCAGUAACACUGACAGG
Molecule: messenger RNA, 552 nt
Organism: Lentinula edodes (shiitake mushroom)
Lineage: Eukaryota; Fungi; Basidiomycota; Agaricomycetes; Agaricales; Omphalotaceae
Exons: 1
Coding region: 259-510 (83 amino acids)
Source: RefSeq, a predicted model, not a curated record